Molecule: messenger RNA, 3783 nt
Organism: Lodderomyces theae
Lineage: Eukaryota; Fungi; Ascomycota; Pichiomycetes; Serinales; Debaryomycetaceae
Gene: SPT7
Product: SAGA histone acetyltransferase complex subunit
Exons: 1
Coding region: 1-3783 (1260 amino acids)
Biological process (GO): regulation of transcription by RNA polymerase II
Cellular component (GO): SAGA complex; SLIK (SAGA-like) complex
Molecular function (GO): protein heterodimerization activity; structural molecule activity
Source: RefSeq, a predicted model, not a curated record
AUGGAGAAAUUAAAUCCUUUUCUGCAAAACAAUUCGUUGAGCUUGUUUGAGCUUGCAAAAAAGCUAAAAGAACGUCAUUUUUUCGAAACUUUCCUCAAUGAAACACAGUACAAGAUAAUUGACUACAUUUUGCUGUUGGACGAUGUAGAAGUUUGGAGCCAGUUUCUCGAGGGCAACUUGUACUUGCAAAAGAAAAGUGAACAAAAUCAGCAAUCCGAAUCAAUUACCAGCGAAAGGAUAGAAAAGCCUGUUUUGGACGUUAUUGAUGAUGAUGGUGAAGGAGAAGACAAGAAAGCCACUGGAAAAGAAGACAAGCAAGAGGAAACUUCGGAGAAAGGAGCAGCAAACCAAAAGGAAGACAAUUUAAGCGAAGUUGAGCAAAAUUUAGAGCAGCCAUUUGAAGAGGGUGUUACGUUCACCAAGAAACUAGCACUACAUAUCAGAUAUCUUCUAUGGGAAAAAGCCAUAGAUUUUUAUUACGAGUCAGAAUCCCUAGAUAAAAAUUUGAGUUACAUUGAAGAAGUGAGUGAUGAUUACGAGUUGAUUGAUUCUAUGACCAAAGCUGAGAAGAAAGAUUAUGAAUCAGAGGUGAAGGAAACAAUUGAAAAGACCAAGGUACGGGAGGAAGAAGAUGAUUAUGACUUUGAUGAAGAUGAAGAUGAAGAGGCGGAAGAGGAAGAUGCCAAAACAAAAGAAACAGACGAUACCAAGGAUAGUAGUCCACGCUUCAACGAUUCUAACCAGUUGAUCUUAGAAGUCCCGCUUUCAAUAUUUUCUCCAAAACCUGUUAAUGAUAGUGAAGACGGAAAUGUGCCAAGUGGCGAUGCAUCUACUAACCAGACUACCACAUCAAACAUCGAAAAUAACAAUGAGAACCUGGACAAGAUAAUUCAAGAAUUCAAUAAGGUGUAUCACAAUUUCGAAUACGAUAGGGAAACGUUGAUAAAACGGCGAAAAUUGGAACAGUCUGAUUUACAGUUGGAAAAGACCAAACCAGAAAAGAACGAUGCCACAAAACACCAGAUCAAACGACAAAACACUCAAAUGGAAAUUGCUUUGGGAACGGGGUCGACAUCGCUACAGCAUUUGCUAUCAACUAUUGAAGCUAAAAGGGACAAGAUUCCAUUAAACGAUCACGAACUUCGAGCAUUGUUUAUGGAUGUUCGCAAGAAUAGAGGCAAAUGGGCAAACGACGACCGAAUUGGCCAAGAAGAGCUAUACGAGAGUUGUGAGAAAGUAGUCACCGAGUUGCGUAACUACACAGAACAUUCAACAUUCUUCUUGAACAAGGUCUCUAAAAGAGAAGCUCCCAAUUAUGGCCUAAUCAUCAAAAAGCCAAUGGACUUGAACACGGUCAUGAAAAAGUUGAAGAACUUGGCAUACAACUCGAAACAAGAAUUUGUUGAUGAUCUAAUGUUGAUUUGGAGUAACUGCUUGACGUACAAUGCUGAUCCCAAACACUUUAUACGAGCUCAUGCGAUUGCCAUGCAGAAAAAGACUUUGAAGUUGGUACCCUCUAUUCCUGAUAUAACAAUCAAGAGCAAAGCGGAUCUCGAAAAGGAAGAGGAAGCUGACUUGAAAAAGAGACUCAAGGAAGGUAGUAAGGAGGACGACGAAGAAGAGGAUGAGGAAGAUGAGGUUAAAGGUGCCAGAGGUGGCAAAAAGUCUGCCAAGCAAGGAAGGAAAAGAACUCGCCUGGAUGACUUGAAAAACGAAACAGCAGGGACUGAAAGUGCGACACCAGCUGGUAUGGGGACUCCCUCGGCAGCUGGUACUCCUGCUCCACAAACGGGUGAAGCAACGAGUGAAGAACCUUCAAGACAAAAUGGUGCUAGCUUAAAUGAGGAAGAGGAAGAAGAUGAAGAAGAAGAAGAAGAGGAAAUGAACGGGGCUGGAGGAAAUGAUGAAGAGGGCUCUGGAAUGACCAAUGGAAAUCUUGAAAAUGAGGAAGAAGAAUUUGACCCCGAAUUACAAGCAUGGAGGACUCUCACUGCAAAAUCACGUGCUAAUUACUGUGCACAAAGAGCUGACCUUUUUGACCAGAAUUUGCACCUUCGAUCGGAUGCACCAGCAUUGACCAGAAAGCUGAACGAGAUGCUGAAUUUCGAUCAUUACUUGUCUAAUCGUGAAGUGAUCUCAAAAACAAAUAAUAAUUUGCUCGAAAACGAUGAGCCGUAUUUGGUUGAGUACGAUGUAACUGGGGGACUUCCGGGUUUCGCAUUUGAGGGAGUGAGCAAGGAGAUUGAGGACAUUACGGAGAAUAAAUUGGUGGAUGUGUUUUUACAGCAAAGUGGUGGCGAUGCAUCCAAGUUGAAGUCAAAGUUUGUUUUGUCAAAUGAAUCAGGAUUGAACAAGUUGUACUUUGAGAACAUUUCCGAGAUUCAGGAAAUUCGAAAGAUAUGUUUCAAGAUAUCAUUGAUACGUCAGAUGCAGACACAGCAGUUUGUUCAUCAUACCCAAAUGCAGCAACCUGAAAUCGAAACAAUAAAGGAAGUGGAUUGUGACGCAGCUUCCAAACUACCCAAUCAUGACCCAAACACACACGAUAUACAAUACGCAGUCUUGAGGAGAAACGUGGCCAAGAUUGCCAUGCAAACUGGAUUUGAAACCACUGAAAGUGCCGCCAUUAGCACAUUGACACAAAUUGCUGAGAUGUAUAUUGGCAAUAUUGCCAAGUCAAUGAAGUUGCACUGCGAGACUAAUUCACGAAAUCGGUUAUCACCAACUGAAAUCCUUUUGUUGUCGUUGUUGGAGAAUGGGGUGGAAAAGCCAGAUGAUUUAUACACAUUCAUUCAAGAAAAGAUUAUGAAACAGCGAAAGAAGUUGACUGAGUUGCGACUGGGUCUUUCCAACUUCUUAAAAGAUUUAUUGCGGCCUGGGUUGGAAAAUUUCAAUGAAAAGAGUUUUGCUGAUAAUAGUGAACAAUUCGUUACUGGAGACUUCUCCAAUGAUUUGGGUGAUGACUUUUUUGGAUUUAAGGAACUAGGCUUGGAUAAAGAGUUCAACAUGUUGACGUCCUCAAUUCCGAUUUAUUUAUUACACUCACGUCUUCAUAAUCAAUUCAGUGGCAAUGGAGCAGCAACCAAGCGCAACAAAUAUGAAGAUUUGCAAGAUUAUGAGCCUGCUAAGUUGUAUGCCAGUGAUGUGGAAAAACAAAUUGGAUUGCUUAUUCCAUUUUAUGAAAAAUUGAGCGAGCGUUCUAAACAGCUGUACAUCAAAGCUCAAAAGAAGAAAGGUGAGAGUCUUGACCUACCCGAUGAUUCACAGUUUGCUCUUAUUGAAGAUGACGAUUUGCCUCAGAAGCAAAGAAAUUUUAGACCUAAGUUGCCGCCUACUGGUAAGAUUACCUCUAUUAAGAAGAAAAUCAUUGCCAGCUCGUUCUUUUUGCCGGAGGAUGACGAGAUUCAAGAUGAUGCUGUGGAAAAGGAGGCAGAAGGGACUGUUAUAACGGAGAAGACGGGAGAAACAGAGACAAGUAAGACUGGAACCGAAGCGACUCCUGAAAUCAAAAAUGAAAAUAAGGCAGUGGCGGAGGAGAGUAAGGUCGUCUCAAACUCAGCAGGUGAAUUUGCUGUGAAGCAGGAGAGUAACGCCACUACCAAGGGAGAUGACAGCAAGGAAAAGUCUACUGCAAGAGCAGACAGGGUUGAGGGUGAGACGCCAACGAGUGAACAGGGUAAGGGUUUUGAAGUUCCAAAUGUAGCAUUGGACACGGCUGAUUUGGAUACCCCUAUGGACAAUGCUUUAGAAGAUGUAUCACCGGCAGAGACGCUGAAAGAGUAG